CAGAAGGCUGUGCAGUGAAGGAUUGUGGCCGUUGUGAAGUAAACAUGGAACAGUUGACAUGGUCUGCAGUGCUGCUCCUACUGGCUCUCUCAGUCAGAGAGACAUUUACACAGAGAAUCAUCGGAGGACAAGAAGUCGAACGGUAUUCUAUCAAGUACCAGGCAUCUAUACAGUAUAACAGGAACCACUACUGUGGAGCCACCCUCAUUCGGCCCCAGUGGGUGGUGUCUGCUGCCCACUGCUGGAGACCGGCCCAGCUGAUCCAGGUGGUUUUGAGUGAGCACAGUCUGGUCGAGGAAGAGGGCUUCGAGCAAGUGUUCAACAUCUCCAAGAUCUUGGUCCACUAUAGCUACAACUACAAGACCUUCAACAACGACAUCAUGCUCAUCAAGCUCAGUGAGCCAGCCAAGCUCAAUGCCUACGUUCAGCCUGCCCCACUGCCAGAAGACGACACCCCUGCUCUCCCAGGGUACACCACCUGUACGGUGAGCGGCUGGGGUGUCACGCGUAUCUACAGCUACUUCCUGUCCCCUGUGCUGCGUGCUGUGGAUGUGCAGACCAUUCCAUACUGCCACCACUACUACUACUGGAGGAUCACAGACAACAUGAUGUGCGCUGGGUCUCGUUUUGGUGGCAAGGACUCCUGUCAGGGCGACUCGGGCGGACCCCUUAUCUGCAAUGGAAACUUGGAAGGCAUCGUUUCAUGGGGAAUCAGCUGUGCCAACCCUUACUUCCCAGGAGUCUACACUCAAGUCAGAAUGUAUGUCAGAUGGAUCGACUGGAUCAUCAACAGUGACAACCCCAACAACUGAAUCAAGACCAAUGUCCAGGAAGGGUAGUGCACACAGGGAAGAGAACAGUUCCACAAUUAAUUGAAUAGAAGGAUAUAAAUCACCAUGAGGUAAAAUAAAAUACUACACUAUUCCACUCCUGCUUGUCACAGUUUUAAACCAUAUGAACAAGAGCAGUGGCUGUGGCAUCACAUUAGCUGUGAGUAGAGGGCCAACAUAGAGGCAAUAUUAGGGGAAGUAGCACAGAGAUCCUACAGUAUGUAAUUCUGUGUGGAAUAGCAAUAAACCACAAUUUUCUCAUUAACUUAGUUAGCUUUGGACACUGACUAAAUUAUGUCUUUACAGAUAUCAGAUUUAAGCAUUGAGGUUCUGAGGUUGUAAGAAUCUGAUGAUUAUUAACCUUGUAUUAAACCUACAAACAUGAUUGACA
Salvelinus sp. IW2-2015 is the source of this 1221-nucleotide messenger RNA. Its product is annotated as trypsin I-P1. Lineage: Eukaryota; Metazoa; Chordata; Actinopteri; Salmoniformes; Salmonidae. Gene Ontology annotation, molecular function: serine-type endopeptidase activity. The record is from RefSeq and is a predicted model, not a curated record. Gene Ontology annotation, biological process: proteolysis.